GCCACGGGACAGGACGCACAUAGAGGCUCGUGUCCGUUAGGGAGACCCGCGAGCUGUGAUCGGAAGGAGAGGAGUUGCUGAUCGGUGCACCGGAGCAGGAUGCUGCUGUUCUUGGAUCAGUGAGAGAGUGACGCUGCGCUGCGUGCCGGAGACAUGCGGAUCUGUCCACUCCUCCACCAGCUCUCACUGUAGUUAUUGUAAAGUCCUGCCUGUCCUCACACACACACACACACACACACUCACACACAGAUCCUCUGCUCGCCUCUCCUGCUGGGAUAUGUCCUCGCUGGAUGCCGGGAUGCCUGGGACUCUCCUCACACUGUUCUUGGUUCUGCUGGGUGUGCUGGGGACAUGCGCCCAGACGGAGAUGAAGAGGGUAGUUGGGGACAACGCCACGCUGCCCUGCCACCAUCAGUUCUGGGUGGGGGACGACCCCACGCUGGAUAUUGAGUGGCUGCUGCUCAAGCCCACCAACAGGCAGAGAGUGGUGAUCACCUUCUUCGCUGGACGGGUGUUCGACCCCAAUGAGGUGGAGCGCAGCCGGGUAUCCUUCGCUGGAGAGUACUUAAAGGGGGACGCGUCCCUGGUGAUCAGCGACCUGUCCCUCAUAGACUCAGGAGAGUACAGCUGCAAAGUGAAGACCGGAGCUCAGUACCACUGGAGCACCAUCAGCCUCAUAGUGCUGGUAAAGCCGUCCAAGCCGCGGUGCUGGAUGGAGGGGAAACUGUUGGAGGGGGGGGAUGUCAAGAUGAGCUGCAAGUCUGCGGACGGCUCUGAUCCCCUCCACUACAAAUGGGAGAGGGUUAUGGACAAGGGCAAAUAUGGUGGGAAGCUGCCUUCAAUGGCCCUAGUGGGUAAAUUUGAAAACCCAGAGAUUGUGACGUUGAAGAACUUGACGAAGGAGAGCACCGGGGUCUACAAGUGCACGGCCAGCAACGAUGUGGGAGAAGACAGCUGCACGGUGGAGGUCAAGCUGCACUAUGUAAGGGGAAUGGGUGUGGUAGCAGGGGCGGUGGUUGGCGUGUCUUUUGGGGUCCUCCUAAUCAUCCUCAUCAUCUGGUUGGUGUUCCGAAAAAAGGAUAACAAGAAAUAUGAAGAAGAAGAGACCCCAAAUGAAAUCAGGGAGGAUGCAGAGGCUCCCAAAGCCAAACUGGUGAAGCCCAACUCCCUCUCAUCCCGCUCUGGCAGCUCUCGCUCAGGCACCUCCUCCACUCAGUCCAUGGUGCACAACAUGGGGCUCCGAGGCCAGCGAGCCUGUGUUCCUGCUGUGGCGGCGCUCAAAGAAAACUGCCAUGCCUCAAACUUCCCACAGUCUCCACCUGGCUACACUCAGUCCGUUCUCAAGACUCCCGAACCCCGUUCAACACCAACCUCCAUUUCUACCUCCAACAGCAAGCCCAGCCUCCCCCCUAAACUGAGUCCUGCAAACCUGAGCCGCAUGGGGGCCACUCCUGUCAUGAUCCCUGCCCAAAGCAAGGCCUUCCAGACUGUGUAGAAGAUGUGACACAUAAGAAAAGACCAUGGCAGCCUCAGGACACUGCCACUAGCUGAACCCAAGAGUUAGACUCUCAUAAUUAUAUUAUUUAGAUUAAUUCUCACCGUUUGCUUUCUGGUGGAUACUUUCAGCAAUUUAACUCUUGAAGAAUCUCUGCUUUACACUAAUGACAUAGGAACAAGUGGGAACUGUGAUGAAGGUACUGUUUUAUGGACUGUGGUUUUAAAAGACAAGAAGGUAUUGAAACUGAAGCAGCAGUUGGUUUCUUAUUAAAUUAGAGGAUCGAACCACGAACAAAUGGGAUGAGUUAAUGAAAUAAGGUGAAGUCAAAACCGUGAGCCAGAGUGACAUUUGAUGAAAUUAUUAGAUUACUACUUCAUUCUUUUUGCAGUCAACUACUCACAGAUACACAUGACAAGGUUAGUUCCAAAGGGAAUAGAAAAAAAGGAACAACCUUGAAGACCUUCUUACAUACAAUACACCACUUUACACCUGUUGCAAGUGACUGAACUGAUGAAAGUAGUUUAACCGUACCUUGUUACAGUAUAUAAACCGGAUGAAUGUCUCUGAUUGUAUAAACAGACUUUAUGUGGACAUUUCAUAUAUCCAUCCAUACAUGUGACACAUAUUGUAGUAAGGACAUAAAUGAUUCCCUACUUCACCGCCUCCUCUGAUGAAUCAUGUACUUGUGCACAUCUCCCAGUUUCAGUGUAGUUUAAGUGUAGAUUAAUAUGGGACACUAUUCAUACCAUCCAUGUCAGAGAGAGUCAGAGAAGUGUGUGAGUUUUUUGGGGGGAAGUCAAUGUUCAGGAUCAUUGAGCACUUAUAUUUUUGAUUGUUACAGGGUUAGGUAAAGGCCUGACUGUGAAAGUGCCACAUUGUGAUGGUUUAUGUUUUAUUUGCUCAUUUUUGUGUGAAGUAUACCUUCUUUUUUAAUCCAAGAGUAGAAAACUGUAUGAAUGUGAUGCUAUAUGAUAUGUGUUAUAUACAGUGUUUUUUCUCAGCAUUAAGUUAGUCCCAUGUUAAAAUGUUUGCUUUGAAUUCAGUUGAGUAUUAUAUCACUCAUUGAAUCAUUUAUAUUGAGAGUAAAUUACCUUGAGCACUCUAAAUACAUAACUAAAAUAAUGAUCUCUAAAGAGUGCCUUUGGUCAUGUCCAUGCUCGUUGUGAUGAUCAAACAGUUCUUUUGACAGUACAUUGCAAAUCCUUCACAGGGAGGAUAACACUAAUCAGUUAAUGUACGUUAGCUGGGAGAGCUCCAUUUAUAUCUGACCUCCUUCAUACCAGCCACAGCCCGCAGACAGACAGCCGCACAUAGAAUAUAUAUAUCCUGCCCUUGUGCCUCAUCUUCCAUUCAGCAGAGGGACAAUACUGAUCCUUCUCCGUUCCUCAUUCUUCAAUCACAUUCCUUCCCUUCAAUACGUAAUCUGCCUUUAUCCCUUUUCCCCUUUCAAUAGUCUUGUGAUUCUCACCACCUUCUUGCUCUUCUCCCAUGACGCUGUUCUUGAUUAUUUUGCAUGGUGGGGGAAGUUAUAGAUAAGCUUCAUCCAAGACAGAGCUUUGUAACUGUAGAGUUCCAAAGCCAAAGUUAUUGUCCAAUGAUUUAGGCCCCGUCCACACGGCUUGUAAAUGUUGCCACUAAAAGCGUCCUGGAGCACGAACG
This is a messenger RNA of Gymnodraco acuticeps, 3157 nucleotides long. RefSeq names its product CXADR-like membrane protein (gene clmpa). Gene Ontology annotation, cellular component: cytoplasmic microtubule; membrane; cell surface. The record is from RefSeq and is a predicted model, not a curated record. Lineage: Eukaryota; Metazoa; Chordata; Actinopteri; Perciformes; Bathydraconidae.